AUGACUAACAGAGCGAGGAAGAACAAAUAUUUGUAUGAUAAAAAGGCAAAAGAAGCCGACUUGGAACCUGGCGACCGUGUUUUGAUAUGCAAUGUAUCUAUCCGAGGUAAACAGAAACUUGCAGACAAGUGGGAACAUGAGCCUUACUUGGUAGUCAAGAGAGUGAAUCCUGACAUCCCUGUUUACGUACUGAAGCCAGAGAGUGGAGGGAAGGGUCGGACGAUUCAUCGUAAUUUGUUGAUGCCAUGCUAUGCCCUGCCAGCAGUUCCACCGAAUCGUCCAAUGCGUACACCAAACGUACCUAGACGGACUCGCACUCGGUGCACCAAUAGAGUGGUCAGAGAGUCUAGCGACACCGAAAUAGAGAAUUCUUCUGAUGAUCUGAUAUUAUUAGAGAGAACACGAGCGAGAGAUAGCGAAGGUGGUUUGCCUGUGCCAGAGGCAAUGUCUAGUAGUAGCAGUGAAGAGCCUGACCGACCACAAGAUGAGAGAGUUAUGCCACCUGUUGAUAGUUCAGUUGUGACUGAAAUAGAGGCAUCACCAGCGAACGUAACUGUCAGCCUUGACAAUACAGUGAGUGACAACGGCACUAUAACUGCUGAUACGCCAUGUAUUGGAAGUGGCACCCAUGCACAUAAUAUACUUCAUGUGUACCCGGAAAAAGACAACAAGGAGCACAAAGGAAAUAAACGAACAUUUCUAAACCCACAAGUUGCAACUUUCCAAGUAUGUGUACAACACAGAUACCAAGCUCAGAAGAAGUACAGGGAUCAGGCCAGCAAGUUCCUCGGAUACCUCCUAAAGAAAAAAGGUGAACAGGUUGAAAAUUUGCCGGAACUCAAGAGAUUGUCAGAAAAAGAAAUGAGUGAAAACGAAAAAGAACAGGCAAGACAGCUACACACACCUGUCAAAUAUGGCCAGAUUAUACAGGUGGAGUUACUUGAUCAUCAUGCUAAGAAGGCACAGUUUCGAAUCAUGCCAAGAUAUAAAGUGAAAUCAGAAGGAGACACAGUACAAGUGGAUGAUCAAAUAAUUCUAGUGAGCGUCAAAACAGCUGGUCACCAUCUACAUGUCAGUAAUGCGAGAUUGGGUCAAGAUUUUAUUAAUUCUGAUUCGUUCGAGUUGAACUUGUCUGUAAGAAUGUCUGGAUUCUCCAUACAAAGAUACUAUAAACCAAAUGUUCACCAUGAAAAUAUUGUCAAGGGAGGCACUGUGUUCAGAUUGUUCCACAAAGAGUUGGAAGCUUAUCUAACAGCCGGCGAAGUAGAUGAAGAUGAUUACUUUGUUUCACAGAAACACUGUGUUUGUUUACAAGAUUUGUUUGCUCAGCAUUAUGAUUAUUUUAUAGUUCUCUUGAGAGUGAGGGUAACUGAUCCCAGACGACCCAGAACGUUAUCUCCUUCCACGUCAGCAAUAACAUACUGGCAGAUAGAAGCCGCUGAAGGAAUAAUGACAGGUGAAGUAAUGAGAUGGAAGCAACCGUGUCGUCUUAGACAUUUAACUACACACAAGUAUUUAAGUCUAGUGGUUAAAGGAAGUGGAGUUGAGGUUACAGUGACCGACGACGCAUCUGGACCAGAUACUAUAUUUAAAUUUCACCCCGUUGUUCAUGAUACGGAAGAAAUAAAAGAAGUAAAAGGGAUACAGUUUGAAAGUUAUGCAAGCAUUGAACAUGUUUCUACCAAAAAAUGGUUACAUGGAGAUUGUGGUAUUCGUCAAUAUAAUAAAGUGGAAAAGGGUGACUCGGAUUCAAUGAGUAAUUUACAGUGGAGUAAGGCUACACUAAGGAAAAUCACUGCAAGGGAAAACAAGUUACAAUUUGAUGAUGCAUUCACUAUUCAAAAGGUGGAUACUGAUUUGAUUGAAAUCUUCAAUUUCGUUGCUGGUAUGGUGCCUGUUUUACAGAAAAUUGUUAAGGAUAAUAAAAUACCUAAUAAAAAACAGGCCAAGAAGAUCACAGAUGCCUUACAAGAAUUGAAUCGUUUUAUGAAUGUGAAUGGUGAAUAUAUAAAAGAUAGACAGAAAUUACUGAGAAACCUGAAAGUCGUUGAUUUACUUGUGGACGUAACUAAAUUAUCUUACAAGAAGGAGAACGAGAAACAUAAAAGAAUGGCUGAUAUUAUUAUAAUGUGUUACGAAGUCUUAUAUACAUAUGUCUGUGGUGACAGUAGAAAGAAUGAACUAUACCUUGCAAGAUUUAUUGAUUACUUUCAAGGUCAAUUGAAACAGACAAGUGUAGGUAAUGUUUUUACAGAACAAAAUGUUGGACAUGUUGUUACACGUAUGCUGAUGGAGUUGUUUCGUGAUAAUCGGAAGAUUGUUGACAGAAUAACGAAGCAACAUAUUACGCAAUACAUAGAUUUACUUGAGGAAAGCAAGACGUCAUCGCUGGAGCCUGGUCCAAGGAAAGGAAACCAGUCAUGUUUGUAUUUUACUGAAGUUGGAUCAGCAAUAGGCAAAACAGAUGAUGAUAUGUAUAUAUCUACUGAUAAUGGUAAAACGUGGAUCCCUUUAAGUGGUGAUUCAAAAGAACAUCACAUAUUCCUCGAACAUCAGCUGGAUUUAUUUGGUAAACUGUCCCAGGGUCGCAAUGAAAAUGUGAUUGAAAAGAUUACCGACAAGUUUACUUUUCAGAAAGCCUAUCUUUCUUUAAAGAAUGACAAGUUACCAGCAACACUUCGAGCCAAGUAUUGUGAGCUAAUAAAGAAUCUCUUCAUUGAUGUUGGUCAAAAUGUUCCUGUAUUCGACAGACCGAAAUUAUUAUUUGUAUGGGAUGAGUUAAAGAAAAGCUGUUCCAGUGUGGCUGAAUCACAUCGAAUCCAGUUCAAAGAUCUGGCUGUUCUGAUUAAUGCCAUUUUGAAAGAGAAAUCCGACCAUAGAGUGUUGCAAUUGCAGGUGCUUAGACUUGUAUAUACACUGGUGAAGUUUGGAUAUUACACAGAUAAAGACGAUAUUAAAGAUUUUGUCGAGUCUCUUAAGAUAGUGGUGAACACAAACGACGACAGUGAAGUAUUUGAAAAAAGCUUUAAAACAAAGUCCUUAGUAGAUGUUAAACAUAUCACGGCAGUCGAGAAAUUGCGAGAAAUAUUUAAAGACACUUCAUAUUUUAAGGAAGAUGUCCUAUCCAAGACUCUAAUGGUGUUGCUGAAGGGCACAUCGGUCAGUGUUUUUAGGGAAUGUGAAAACAAGAUGCCUGUAUUGAGAAGAUUAUCUGCUACAAAAAUGAACACCAAUCAAUUCAAAGAGUUGGAAGAUAUACUAGACACAUUUACUGGAUUUUGCUCAUUGGAAGAUGAACCAGAAGAGCGCCAUCCUAUGAAUCAAAUUAUCUUGUAUAAUUGUGGUAUACUAUCCGACAUAUUCGAAAUAUUUUCUCAAGAGACUAAUGAUAAACUAAAGUCUGCAAAUGGAUACAAAGAGUCUUUACAACAAAUAUUCAAGAAAUGUUUUAUUUUGCUUCGAGUUUUAGCAAGGGGUAACACAGACGUGCAAAUGAGAUUGUUCGAGAGAUUAGACAUUUUGCUUAAUUUAAAUUGUGCUGGAGAAGAAAUGGCUAAGGCUAUUAAGGAGGUUGAAGAGCAUGAUCUAACAAUAAAACGUAACCAGAUAUGUGUAAUGAAAGUAUUUAUGCAGUCAGAAAAUGUACCUAUCAUAAAAGAUGAAACAAGCAGAGAUUUCUGGAAGUUACUAGAAACCACAAUCGACGAAAUAGAUGAGCUCACUAAAUACAUGAAAGAAAAUGAAACCAAAGUUAAACGGCAAUUAAAGAAAUUGCCAGCCAAGGUAGAUACAACAGAAGAUGGCAGGAACCAUGCUUUGUUACACUACUUAAUUGACGGAAUAUUUCCAAUGAUUCAGGUAUUUUUCGGGCAGUUUUAUAACGACGACACCAACAAAGUGUGCUACCUAAAGGAACAUGGUGUUGUAGACAAACUGGUCAAAUCUGUUAUGGAAUUUGUGAAAAUUAUUGAUACACUAUCAACAAAUGCAACACAGAUAAAGAAACUAAAUUCUGCAUGUAAUAGUUUGAUAAAUAACUCAUUGAAUCGCAAGGACGUCGAAGAAUUUAAAGCUAAACAAAAAGCGAGAGCCACGGAUAAUAAAAGUGAAGCACAAAAGAAUUAUAUCGAAGAGCACGAGAAUGAAGAAACGCGCAAUAUUGGAUUGAAUCGUUUUGCCAACAAUUAUAUGUUCUGUUAUACUGGUGAAAAUACAGUACGAGCGCAGUUGAGUGACGAUCUGCCAAAGUCAAAGAUAGGGAGUGCCAAACGAGAAUACGACCUUGGAGGCAUUGAAAAACUUCCUCUUGGAAACGAAUUCCAAGAACAUAUUAGGUGCUUCAAAGAUCCAAAAAAGAAGGGUACGAAGGAAAAGAAUGAUGAGCAGACCUAUGGCCUAGCAUUCAAACUGGUCGAACAACUUUUAAUCUCCUGUCAAAACCCAAAAGUUGGAGAAAGUGAAAAAGAGGAACAAGAAGCCUUGGAUAUCAGGUGUUUACAGUUACUGAGAGCAAUGAUACACAACGAAGAACGCCGUUUACCAGAAAACUGGAAAAGUGAUUCUAAAAUACACCAAGGUCAACUUGAAAGUAUUGAAUCCAUUCAAAACGAAUUAGAUGAACAUGGUGCAAUGUUGAAAAUUCUGCCAUUAGCGGGAAGAACAAGUGUGAAAUUAGCAAGUGAGCUGUUAGUAUUUAUAUCUGCUAUGCUGUUUAAUGGGAACCAGUCAGUACAGUCCAGUCUGAUGAAAUAUUUCCUGGAUUCCAAAGAAGAACACUUUUUCAUGGUGGUCAAAAAUCGCAUAAAUACAUCCGCGCUAGAACUUAAAGAAAAGCGUGCACUUCUAGCUCAACAUAGAGGCAAAAUUGAGGAAGAAAAUAAAGAACCAUCCCCACUUGUUUCAAAGCAAUCAAGAACUUCUAAUGGGAUGUUUCGAUCAGAAUAUUUUAAAUAUCCUUGUUGCCAAAACAAAGUGAAUGACAGUGAAUGUAUACAAAUGAUUGGUACCAACAAAGAUGAAGAAGAGCAGAAUACGCGUAAAAUGUCUAAACACGGGGAACUACAGUUAAAAAAAGAUGAACAUAUUAAUGUUCUGUUAAGAAUAUUAGGAGGAAUGUGUGAUGGACAACACACAGACUUACAGAAUUACCUACGAGACCAACACAACAAUAGUAGAAUUGUUAAUAUAGUGGCAGAAACAGCUAAAUUUCUUCAAAUAAUGUAUUCCAAUAUUAACGACAACAACGUUGAACUUGCUAUAGAAGUAGUUAUAACACUAAAUGAGUUUGUAUCGGGUAACCAUGAAAAUGCCAUGGUGUUAUUUAAUAACAACGUUAUAGAAUACGUGAACUACAUAUUACAGGAUACUAUGGAAAAGAAUAACGAAAAACAAAAAAGUUUCGAUCAGCUGAGAUUAGUCAUGGCUUAUCUCAUAAUGUCGAUAAUAGAAGAAAAUGUUCCUGGAGGUUCAAAAUUGGAAGACGAAGUCAAAGGAACAAUAGAUAAAGAGCAAAUAUAUCUCAUGAUGCUACAUUAUUAUUGUAAAGAACCACACAAUGAACUUGAUACAGAUAUUGGCUUUGCGUACUAUCAUAUUUUAAUGCGACUGCAGGAUAUUGGUGUUCCUAUCAUAAGAAACAGUUUCUCAACAGUUAGAGAAAAUUAUUUUAAACGUAAGAGUACAAGUGGAAACGACAUAAAAAGUGAAGAGGACAACUGCAAUGAAUGGACCUUCUACGCAGAUAACUCGAAGUCAGUUGAAUUACUUAAAAAUGGUGAAGUACAGAAACUUCAUUUUCGAGUUAAAAAUACUCAUGCCCUUAGAGAGGAAGUCAAGGAGAAAUUGAAAUGGAACAUUAAACGAGAGUCACAAGGUGACAAAAUAAACGAUUUAGUCAUGUGGUCAGACGAUAUCAAGAGUGACAUCAAAUACGAAACCAAAAUGUUAUCAUAUAAACCAACGAAGUUUUUUAUUACUUUAACGCCUUACUGGAACUGGGCUUUAUUAAUAUUAUCUUUUGCUAUUAAUGUUAUCAUACUUGCAACGUGGGUGGCUCCAGAUGACCAUGACGUGUAA
Molecule: messenger RNA, 6075 nt
Organism: Saccoglossus kowalevskii
Lineage: Eukaryota; Metazoa; Hemichordata; Enteropneusta; Harrimaniidae
Biological process (GO): calcium ion transmembrane transport
Cellular component (GO): endoplasmic reticulum; membrane
Molecular function (GO): inositol 1,4,5 trisphosphate binding; inositol 1,4,5-trisphosphate-gated calcium channel activity
Source: RefSeq, a predicted model, not a curated record